Molecule: messenger RNA, 3105 nt
Organism: Hypomesus transpacificus
Lineage: Eukaryota; Metazoa; Chordata; Actinopteri; Osmeriformes; Osmeridae
Product: butyrophilin subfamily 1 member A1-like
Exons: 9
Coding region: 421-3105 (894 amino acids)
Molecular function (GO): protein binding
Source: RefSeq, a predicted model, not a curated record
GGCUGGCAGCCAGGCUAGGAAGAACUACCUUCACAGCGAUAAAUUGACGGCAAUUUCGUCUCAAACACUGAAAUUAACAUAGGCCUACAUUGGGAAGUCUUCUUGCUUUAUAUGUAGCUCUGCUUAAAAUCAAAUCACCAAGCUCUGUUCUAAAGUAGGCUAAAUAAAGACCCUUGCUACUGUAGUGGCUCCACUUCUUUCCCAGAAAUUGUGGUUUUAGCUUUCACUUUCACUCUGUCGUUCUCCUUGCAGCCGAGCAUUCAGCAAGGACGAGAUUCGCCUGUCCUUUGGAAUAAUCUACAAAUUUCCUAAACGUGUUUUAUUUAUUUAUCAGAUUAAAUUUGAAAAAAGAUUUGAACAGAUAGUUUUUCGGUUAAUAGUGUGUAGUGGGAAUUGCCGCACUGUUUAUCGCGCUCAAAUAUGAAGGCGCAUGGAUUGGUUGCUUUCUAUGCGACUUUGACAACCGCUGCAGCAAUCACGCUUUUGGUCCCCAAAGAUGGAAUCUCAGCUAGGCUGGGUCAUGAUGCCAGUCUACCUUGCUGGGUCACCCCAGCCACAAAUGCAGAGAACAUGGAAGUACGAUGGUACCAGACCUUUGACAACCCAGUCCUACUUUACAAAGACAAGAAGAUCCAGAUAUCCCCAGUCCAAGCAGAGUAUGUGGGUCGGACAUCCUUUGGACACCGAACCCCAAGAUCAGAGGGGCUAAGGGAGGGGGAUUUGACCCUGAAGCUGACUAAUGUAACUCUAAAUGAUGAAGGAGAGUAUACAUGCUAUGCUAGCCAAAGUGCAGGCUAUGACAAUGGGAAAGUUCAUCUCACUGUAACCGUAAUUGGGACUCCCCCUCUCCUCUCUGUGGUGCGGACAACAUCUGGCUCUGUCAAUGUGAGCUGUGAGUCUCGCGGUUGGCAUCCCCAGCCCAGGCUGCAGUGGUCGGAUGGGCAGCAGUCUCUGGCCCCUCAGAGCCUGAGCUACAGCAGGGAUGACCAAGGUCUGGUGGGGGUCCACAGCUGGCUCGUCUCCAGCUCACCAUGGGUCUCCUGCUCUCUGAGUCUGUCUCCAGAGGAGGAGCGGGAGGGGAGAAUGGACCUGAAAAGCAUACCAGCUAAAGAUGUCCCAUCUGGAGGCUGGAAGACUGCAUUCAUCAUUCUCCUAGUUUUGUCGAUACUCACUGCCAUAGGAGUACUGGUGUACAUCAAAAACAAAGAUACGAUUAAACGUAUCAUAAGAGGGACAGAUGUGAACGAGGUGGACAAACAUGCAGAUAGACAAACCAUUUUAACUACAGUCACUGUAGACAAUGGACACAUUACAAACUGUGCAGGUCUGGAUGAUAUGAAAAAACAUGGAGUGAACAUCACAUUAGAUAGGAGCACAGCGACUCCUCAUCUGACAGUUUCUAAGGAUGGUAAAAGAGUGAGGGACAGUAAAGAUGUAGUGUGUAGUGAGGAGGAGUGGUUCAGUCAACACACCUUUAUACUGGGAGAACCAGGCUUCUCUUCUGGGUGUGCUUACUGGGAAGUAGGGUUGGGAGCCAAAAAUGUGGACCUCAAAGAAUCUUGGUGGGUUGGACUGGCAAGUGAGACCGUCAAGCAGCAAGGUCAUGAUGUACCAUUCACCCCAUCAGCUGGCUUUUGGUUCCUGUCUUCAGAGAAAGGGAAAGGGCUUAAAGUUCAUGCAGAGACCAGCACUAUAUGUUUUGUCACACAGAGACCUGAAAUCCUAGGGGUGUAUUUGGACUAUGACAAAGGAGAGGUCUCCUUUUACGAUGUCAAAGAUCAGAAACAUAUUGGCACUUUAGCUACUAAGUUUACAGAGAAGGUGUUUCCACUUUUCAACCCAGGUAGAGAUGAGAAAGCCCCUUUAAGGAUAAUAGAUGUUCCACCUGAAACCAAAUGUAAAACUGAGCAAGACGUACAGCUUGUAACUGAAGCUUCCCCCCUUUUAAAACCAACACCAUUGGAAAUGGAUCAAACCUGUACAGGUGAUCUUGUCAGUGAAGAGUGUAGAGAUGAGAAAGAUCCAUUAAAGAUAAUGGUCAUACCUAAAGAUCCCAAGGCUGGGCCGGAGACUGAGAAUAGUCCUGAUGGAAUACACUCAAAAGAGUUAGAUGUUCCACCUAAAACCAAGUCUGAAACUGGAGUUUUUCCACAUUUCAACCUAGGUAAAGGUGACAUUGCCCCAUUAAUUAUAACAGACAUACCUACAGGCCCUAAGGCUGGAAAGGACACUGACAAUAGUCCUGAUGGAAUACCCUCAAAACAGUUAUCUGUUCCACCUGAGACCAAAUCUGAAACUGAGAACGUUUUUUCACUUUUCAACCCAGGUAAAGGUGACAUUGCCCCAUUAACGAUAACAGACAUAUCUACAGGCGCCAAGGCUGGACAGGAAACUGAGUAUAGUCCUGAUGAAAUACACUCAAAACAGUUAGAUGUUCCACCUGAAACCAAAUGUAAAACUGAGCAAGACGUAGGGCUUGACACUGAGGUUUCCCCCCUUUUAAAACUAAUGCCAUCUGAAAUGGAUCAAAACUGUGCAGGUGAUCUUGUCAGUGAAGAGUGUAGAGAUGAGAAAGCUCCAUUAAAGAUAAUGGUCAUACCUAAAGAUCCCAAGGCUCGGCCGGAGACUGAGAAUAGUCCUGAUGGAAUACACUCAAAAGAGUUAGAUGUUCCACCUAAAACCAAAUCUGAAACAGACGUUUUUCCACUUUUCAACCUAGGUAAAGGUGACAUUGCCCCAUUAAUGAUAACAGACAUACCUACAGGCCCCAAGGCUGGAAAGGACACUGACAAUAGUCCUGAUGGAAUACCCUCAAAACAGUUAUCUGUUCCACCUGAAACCAAAUCUGAAACUGAGAACGUUUUUUCACUUUUCAACCCAGGUAAAGGUGACAUUGCCCCAUUAACGAUAACAGACAUAUCUACAGGCGCCAAGGCUGGACAGGAGACUGAGUAUAGUCCUGAUGGAAUACACUCAAAAGAGUUAGAUGUUCCACCUGAAACCAAAUGUAAAACUGAGCAAGACGUACAGCUUGUAACUGAAGCUUCCCCCCUUUUAAAACCAACGCCAUCUGAAAUGGUUUCUGAUUCUGAUUCUGAUUUGUAA